Linepithema humile (Argentine ant) is the source of this 1055-nucleotide messenger RNA. NCBI's taxonomy places the organism in Eukaryota, Metazoa, Arthropoda, Insecta, Hymenoptera, Formicidae. The record is from RefSeq and is a predicted model, not a curated record.
UUAUCGUUUCUGUUUUCGUCUUAAAAUCAGAUGUUCGCUGUCGAUUCUCAAUAUUAUAUUUCUCCAAGCAACAGCUUUCGCCCGCGAAUGUAUUUUCGAUAGUUUUUCUAUCUGUCUCUACCGUGGUUUAUUUACAUCCCACAUACUCUCUCAUACACAUCAGUGUUAAUGUGCCCCUUCUCUCAAAAUCCAUAGCUAUCCGAAUUUUAUACGUUGUAUCUGCCGACGUGUAACAGUCUUCUCUGUACUUUUGUGCGAAAUGUAUUGUUGCAUAUCUUAAUUCUUUCUAUUUUAUUAUCUGCAACGGUCAUUUAAUACAGUGUAUUUUUAUUCAUAAUUAUUAUGCUAAAAUUGGAUUUUUGCUAAAAUUUCUGAUUGACAAAAUAGCAUAAAAUGACUCUAGUGUGUGUUAUAUGCAGUGAUUUACUGAUAUCAUCCGAUGAUGAUAUUUUUAGUACACUAUGUGGACAUAUGUUCCACCACGGAUGUUUACUGCAAUGGCUUGAAAGGAUAAAGACUUGUCCACAAUGCCGUAAAAGAACAACAGAACUUGACAUACAUAAAAUAUAUUUUAAUUCUUCUAACAAUGAUAGCUUUGUGGAAGAUACAACAUUUUGCAAAAUAAACACAAUUGUAAUAAAAUCGGUGGAAAAUAUAACGAAUAAAUAUGAAGAGAUGACAAAACAAUUUUUAGAACAAUGGGAAAGUAAUUUAAGACAAACACUAUACAACAAUGUUGUCGAAAAUUGUGCUCUUCAAAGACUGAUCGAACAGCAUUGUAUAGAGACAGAUGAAUAUAAGAAAUAUACUAAACGAUUAAAGGAAAAAAUUAAAAAGUUACAAAAAGAGGCGACCAAUUUAAACAAGAAGCUUAGAGAGUUUAAACAAACGAUUAAUCAAUUACAGCAAAAAUUAAAGGAAUCUAACAAAAAGUGCAAAAUUCUUCAACAGCAAAGUGUAGAUAUAGAUAAAUGUAAAAAAAAAAUUACAAACAACUAGAGGAAAAAGUUGGACAUUUACAGAAAUAUGCUUUUUUCUAAGUUUAUUUUGUUAUA